AUGUUCGACGAUCAACUCAAAGCACUAAUUUAGAAAAACAAUCUCAAAAUUGAAUAGCACCAAACCAAAAUGAUGAUUAGAUUUCCUCAGACUCCUCAAGUCCGUGAUUCUCAACAAUAAUCCCAAUUUUUUACCAAGUCAAACAACAAAAGUAGUAGCAUAGACAAGAGCUAUUUCAGUUGUGUUCCAACUAGAAAGUCAACCAAACAAAGCUUUUUUGUUCCAAAAUCUGUUGUCACAUCAUAAUACUUGGAUUCCUAGGCUUUUUAAGUCUAUCAAACUGAGGACAUUCAAAAUACUCAAAUUUAAGACUAUGGGCAAUAGAUCUAACAUUCUUAAAUUAAUAUAAGUGAUAAUGCAGAUAAUUCACCAAUGAAUUCCUCCAUUUUAAAUUAAUUGAGAAGAGAAAAAGAGAUCAUCUCAUAAUAACAUCAAUUGCUAAUAUCCCAAAUGUCAAGGGAAAUCGAAAACAAUAAACGAUAAUACCAGAAAUCCGAAUAAACUUUGUAACAGUAAAUAAUUCAAUUAUAAAAUGAAUUAAAUGCGUAUAAAUAGUAUUAAACAAAAAGUCUAGAUUUGGAAGCAAGUCUUUAAUAAAUUAUUAUUGAAAAUAACGAACUCAAAUCUAAAUUGUAGGAAUAAAACAAAUGGCUUUUUGAAUUAUAAGAUUAAUUUGAAUUGAUUCAAACCAAAAUGAUUGAUAUCAAAUAGAAAAUUCAAGAUACCAAACAUUUCUCAAAUUAACUCUCUUAAAUCGCUCAAUAUUUACUAAACAAACAAACACCUCCUCUUGAUUUCUUAGUCUUUAUGAAUAAUCAAUCGAAACAAUUAUAACAUGAAUAGCAAUAAGAAACUGAAUUCAGAAACAGAAAAUAGCAGAUUAAACAACAGCAUUUUCAAUCUAAUCCUUUUCCUAUUGCGAAAGAGUCUUUUGCUUAAAUUUAUUAAUUUUAGAUUGAAAACUCUAUGAUACUCAAUUAAAUAGUCAAAGAUUUGAGAAAUAACGUUGAUCGCUACUCUUAAUAAUACAUAGCCGAAGUCGGACUUCAUUUGAUGUGA
Messenger RNA from Paramecium tetraurelia, 1059 nucleotides. RefSeq lists its product as uncharacterized. NCBI's taxonomy places the organism in Eukaryota, Ciliophora, Oligohymenophorea, Peniculida, Parameciidae. The transcript is spliced from 2 exons. The record is from RefSeq and is a predicted model, not a curated record.